Portunus trituberculatus (swimming crab) is the source of this 931-nucleotide messenger RNA. RefSeq lists its product as uncharacterized. The transcript has 2 exons. The record is from RefSeq and is a predicted model, not a curated record. The coding region runs from base 191 to 598 and encodes 135 amino acids. NCBI's taxonomy places the organism in Eukaryota, Metazoa, Arthropoda, Malacostraca, Decapoda, Portunidae.
CUGCCAUCGCCACCGCCGGCAGAAUAACGGAACACGGGUUAUGACGGCGGAAAAACACGACACUUAGUUCGCAGACGGAGAUCGCAGCGAACAGACCUGCCUGAGCUAACCUUCCUCCGCCUAGCCCAGCACAGACCAGGCCAACACUCGUCUUUCUUCAAUAGACUCACGCCCUUGGAAGCACAGCGGGAUGAAGCUUUACUACCUUACCCUGAGCCUGUCCGCCUUUGUGGUCACGGCGACACUCACCCACGCUAAGGACACUGACCACAACGCAAGAAUCACUCCUGCAGAAGGCACUGAAGCACUUGUCGCCUCGUCUAAUCGCGCCACAACCUACUCCUCCCUUCUGACACUGAAUGUCUCCAACGCCAUCGUCGUAGCGCUCUUUGCCGCGGCGGGAGCUUUCUACUACACCGGCAUUCCCUUCGUCAGUAUCCGCAGGUCCGUCACUAGUUUCUGGGACUCCUUCGGGAUCGCUGACUUCAUGGAUUCAGGUCUCUCUCGCGUGUGGGACUCCGGACUGUCUGACGCACUGGCCACCCUCCUCCCAGUGGUUCAAGAAGCUCUACGCGUCUACAGCGAGAAUUAUGCGUAGUGUGAGGGUAAGGAGGAGUCCCAUGCCGCCCCCCGACACUACACAUACUAGCAUGGACACCCCGGCAACUCCCCUCCUCCCCCGCUCUCUCCCACCCCACACCAGGCAUCGGGCAGGUGUGGGGAAGGAAUACCUGGGAGCGAAUGUACUUUGCUUCUAAUUAAACUGAAUGGCAUUAACUGUUUUACCUGUGCGUUGAUUAGGGAUUUUGUGACUCGUGGUUUGUUGUUAGUGAGUGUGUAGUGGGUGUUGUAGGUGUGUGCUUGUGUUGUUAGUGUUGUUGUUGUUGUUGUUGUUGAGUUUGUUCAUUUAUUUAUUUUUUCAUGAUUUAUU